AAGUAAAUUGUAAUAAUGUUUCACGGUGGUGGAGGUGGUGGUGGUGGAGGUGGUAUGCAUGGUUUCAGAGGUGAAAGAACUCCAUUACUCAAUAGAAAUGGUUUGGCAAAUGGUGAGCAGGGGGAUCUUGAGCUUGGAGAUGCAAUCCCGGCUGCUAAUGUGAGCUAUGUUAGAGUGCUUUCUUUGGCUAAACCAGAGGCUGGAAGGUUGAUUGUUGGUACUAUUGCUUUGUUGAUUGCCUCCACGUCAAGUAUAUUGAUUCCACGGUUUGGUGGGACGGUUAUUGAUAUUGUUUCGGGAGAACUGGAAACACCUGAACAGAAAAGUGAAGCGGUUAGUGAAGUCAACAGAACCAUACUUGGAAUCUUUCUGAUUGUCAUCAUUGGUUCCAUCUGUACAGCACUUCGAGCAUGGUUAUUUUCUUCCGCAAGUGAAAGAAUUGUUGCAGCCUUGAGAAAGAACCUAUUCAGCCACCUCGUUAAUCAAGAGAUAGCCUUUUUUGAUGUUACACGAACAGGGGAGCUCCUUAGCAGGCUUUCAGAGGAUACUCAAAUCAUUAAAAAUGCUGCAACUUCAAAUGUUUCUGAGAUUCUCAGGAAUCUUUCCACUGCAUUUAUUGGUCUAGGUUUCAUGUUUGCCACAUCAUGGAAGCUAACAUUACUGGCUUUAAUUGUUGUUCCCGCCAUUUCAAUAACCGUACGCCAAGUUGGACGAUAUCUUCGUGAAGUUUCCCACAAGACUCAAGCUGCUGCAGCUGUUGCUUCCUCAAUCGCUGAGGAAACUUUUGGUGCAGUACGCACUGUCAGAUCUUUUGCUCAGGAGAACUAUGAGAUUUCACGCUAUUCUGAGAAAGUUGACGAGACAUUAAAACUUGGACUCCAGUAUGCCAAAGUGGUAGGUAUCUUCUUUGGAGGUCUGAAUGCAGCAUCAACAUUAUCAGUUAUCAUAGUAGUGAUAUAUGGAGCAAAUUUGACCAUAGCAGGCUCUAUGAGCCCUGGAUCUCUUACGUCGUUCAUUCUUUAUAGCCUGACGGUUGGAACCUCUGUUUCUGGGCUGUCUAGCAUUUACACAGUGGCAAUGAAAGCUGCAGGAGCCAGUAGAAGAGUUUUUCAACUUCUGGACCGUGUUUCGUCGAUGCCACAAGCCGGAAAGAAGUGUCCUAUGGGGGAUGGUGAUGCUGAAGUAGAGUUGGAUGAUGUCUGGUUCGCCUAUCCUUCACGUCCUCGUCAUAAUGUGCUCGAGGGAAUAAAUUUGAAACUGCAGCCUGGUUCGAAGGUUGCACUUGUUGGUCCUAGUGGUGGUGGAAAGACCACUAUAGCCAAUCUGAUUGAAAGAUUUUAUGAUCCUAUUAAAGGAAGAAUAUUGAUUAAUGGGGUUCCUUUGGUAGACAUAUCACAUGAACAUCUACAUAAAAGGAUUAGCAUAGUGAGCCAGGAACCUACACUUUUCAAUUGUUCAAUUGAAGAAAAUAUUGCUUAUGGACUCGAUGGAAAAGCAAGCGAGGAAGAGGUGGAAAAAGCAGCUAAAAUGGCUAAUGCUCAUGAAUUUAUAUCUAAGUUCCCUGAAAAAUACAAGACGUUUGUUGGUGAACGUGGAGUCAGGCUUUCAGGAGGUCAGAAACAGAGAGUAGCGAUAGCACGAGCCCUAUUGAUGAACCCAAAGAUUCUUCUUUUGGAUGAAGCUACUAGUGCUUUGGAUGCAGAAAGCGAGUACUUGGUUCAGGAUGCAAUGGAAUCUCUAAUGAAGGGGAGAACGGUAUUAGUGAUAGCACAUAGGCUUUCAACAGUACAAAGUGCAGAUACAGUGGCAGUUGUAUCAGAUGGAAAGAUAGUUGAACAGGGGACUCAUGAUGAUCUUCUAAGCAGGGACGGUAUAUACACCGCAUUAGUGAAGAGGCAGCUACAGGGGCCUAAAACCGAGCUCUAAUUAUGCUGCGAAGUAAUAAGAAAUGCAUCAUGAUUAGUGCGUUCUGAUUUGAUAACUUAUAUACAUACUUUCGGUGUAUAGGUGCUCUUGUUUAAUUAAGCAAAUGACAACACUAAUGCUCACAUGCAUUUCUUCA
Messenger RNA from Erigeron canadensis, 2062 nucleotides. RefSeq names its product ABC transporter B family member 25-like. The record is from RefSeq and is a predicted model, not a curated record. Gene Ontology annotation, molecular function: ATP binding; ABC-type oligopeptide transporter activity; ATP hydrolysis activity. Gene Ontology annotation, cellular component: membrane. Bases 16 to 1926 code for a protein of 636 amino acids. The transcript has 17 exons. Gene Ontology annotation, biological process: transmembrane transport. Lineage: Eukaryota; Viridiplantae; Streptophyta; Magnoliopsida; Asterales; Asteraceae.